AUGAACUCCAACAUGCCGCCCUUUUCUUCUGCGAUAUCUCUGUGUGCCUUCUGCUGCACUGCAGAAAGCACUCAUGAGAACAAAGUAGGUGGCUGCACGGUAGCUGUGAGGAACGAUUACAAGAACCUGGUGGAGGAAUUUGGCUCAGCGUCGUCUAGAUGCGCCUUUCUACGACUGCGGGAUCGCAGAGGACGUAAACUCUGGAUCGGAAGUGCUCACGGACCUACGGAAACCACUGAUGACAACAGUAAGGACGCCCUCUAUGAUGUACACAAUGAGUUGAUGUCUAAAAUACCAAGCCAGCAAGUGGUAAUUGUCGGAAUCGACGCAAGAAUCGAACAGCAAUCCGAUGUGCUAGGAAAAUGGUAUUAUCCAGCGAAGCGCACGUCGGACAACGGUGACCCUCUGAUCGACUUGUGCGAACGGACGGGGCUCAUCAUUGCCUCCACGUUUAAGAGGAAUCAUCUACGCCAUCAGCUCACGUGGCAGGAGUCAACCCUUUCAACGCCUGAAGAGCAGCGCAAAUUGCAAGAUACGGUUCCACAAGAGGAACCGAGGAGUUCCUCUUCAACCGAAAAUCGACAUGGCAGGUUUGAAAGACGAAGAAUGCAGAACGGAAUUCCGCCAACGUGUGUUUAUUCAAGUUGUAGUACGGACCAGGAAGAAGCUUAG
Messenger RNA from Necator americanus (New World hookworm), 672 nucleotides. RefSeq lists its product as uncharacterized. The record is from RefSeq and is a predicted model, not a curated record. The transcript has a single exon. Bases 1 to 672 code for a protein of 223 amino acids. NCBI's taxonomy places the organism in Eukaryota, Metazoa, Nematoda, Chromadorea, Rhabditida, Ancylostomatidae.